This is a messenger RNA of Jaculus jaculus (lesser Egyptian jerboa), 15311 nucleotides long. It is a transcript of the gene Kmt2a, whose product is annotated as lysine methyltransferase 2A. Gene Ontology annotation, molecular function: zinc ion binding; protein binding; DNA binding. The transcript is spliced from 36 exons. Gene Ontology annotation, cellular component: nucleus; histone methyltransferase complex. The coding region runs from base 1 to 11931 and encodes 3976 amino acids. The record is from RefSeq and is a predicted model, not a curated record. Gene Ontology annotation, biological process: positive regulation of DNA-templated transcription. NCBI's taxonomy places the organism in Eukaryota, Metazoa, Chordata, Mammalia, Rodentia, Dipodidae.
AUGGCGCACAGCUGUCGGUGGCGCUUCCCCGCCCGGCCCGGGACCACCGGGGGCGGUGGCGGCGGGGGGCGCCGGGGCCUAGGGGGCGCCCCGCGGCAACGAGUCCCGGCCCUGCUGCUUCCCCCCGGGCCUCCGGCCGGCACUGGCGGCCCCGGGGCGCCCCCCUCCCCCCCGGCUGUGGCGGCCGCGGCGGCGGCGGCGGCGGCGGCGGCGGCAGCGGCGGCGGCGGGAAGCAGCGGGGCCGGGGUUCCAGGGGGAGCGGCCGCCGCCUCAGCAGCCUCCUCGUCGUCCGCCUCGUCCUCGUCUUCGUCAUCGUCCUCUGCCUCUUCGGGGCCGGCCCUGCUCCGGGUGGGCCCGGGCUUCGACGCGGCGCUGCAGGUCUCGGCCGCCAUCGGCACCAACCUGCGCCGGUUCCGGGCCGUGUUCGGGGAGAGCGGCGGGGGAGGCGGCAGCGGAGAGGAUGAGCAGUUCUUAGGUUUUGGCUCAGAUGAAGAAGUCAGAGUGCGAAGCCCCACAAGGUCUCCUUCAGUUAAAACUAGCCCUCGAAAACCUCGUGGGAGACCUAGAAGUGGCUCUGAUCGAAAUUCAGCUAUCCUCUCAGACCCAGCAGUUUUUUCCCCUCUAAAUAAAUCAGAGAGCAAGUCUGGAGAUAAGAUCAAGAAGAAAGAUUCUAAAAGUAUAGAAAAGAAGAGAGGAAGACCUCCCACCUUCCCUGGAGUAAAAAUAAAAAUUACACAUGGAAAGGACAUUUCAGAGUUACCAAAAGGAAGCAAAGAAGAUAGUUUGAAAAAAAUUCAACGGACCCCUUCUGCUAUGUUCCAGCAAGCUACAAAGAUUAAAAAAUUAAGAGCAGGUAAACUCUCUCCUCUGAAGUCUAAGUUUAAGACAGGGAAGCUUCAAAUAGGAAGGAAAGGGGUACAGAUGGUAAGACGGCGAGGAAGGCCGCCAUCAGCAGAACGGAUAAAGACUCCUUCAGGUCUCCUUAUUAAUUCUGAGCUGGAAAAGCCCCAGAAGGUCCGGAAAGACAAGGAAGGAACACCCCCACUCACGAAAGAAGAUGAGACAGUUGUCAGACAGAGCCCUCGAAGGGUUAAGCCAGUCAGGAUCAUUCCUUCUUCGAAAAGGACAGAUGCAACAAUUGCCAAGCAGCUCUUGCAGAGAGCAAAAAAGGGGGCUCAAAAGAAAAUUGAAAAAGAGGCAGCUCAACUCCAAGGAAGAAAGGUGAAGACACAGGUGAAAAAUAUCCGACAGUUCAUCAUGCCUGUUGUCAGUGCCAUCUCCUCACGAAUCAUUAAAACCCCUCGGCGCUUUAUAGAGGAUGAGGAUUAUGACCCUCCAAUUAAAAUUGCACGACUAGAGUCUACGCCCAACAGUAGAUUCAGUGCGACAUCCUGUGGAUCUUCUGAAAAGUCAAGUGCAGCUUCCCAACACUCCUCUCAGAUGUCCUCAGACUCCUCCCGAUCUAGUAGUCCCAGUAUCGAUACCACCUCAGAUUCUCAGGCCUCUGAGGAGAUUCAGGCUCUUCCUGAAGAACGGAGUAACACCCCUGAAGUUCAUACUCCACUGCCUAUUUCCCAGUCCCCAGAAAACGAGAGUAAUGACAGGAGAAGCAGAAGGUACUCGGUGUCAGAGAGGAGCUUUGGAUCCAGGACAACUAAAAAAUUGUCAACUCUGCAAAGUGCCCCUCAGCAGCAGACUUCUUCCUCCCCACCUCCACCUCUCCUUACGCCUCCCCCUCCUCUCCAGCCAGCCUCCAGUAUCUCUGACCACACACCCUGGCUUAUGCCUCCGACUAUCCCCUUAGCAUCGCCAUUUUUGCCUGCUUCUGCUGCUCCCAUGCAAGGGAAGCGAAAAUCUAUUUUGCGAGAGCCGACGUUCAGGUGGACUUCUAUAAAGCAUUCUAGGUCAGAGCCACAAUACUUUUCCUCAGCAAAGUAUGCCAAAGAAGGUCUGAUUCGCAAACCAAUAUUUGAUAAUUUCCGACCCCCUCCACUCACUCCUGAGGAUGUUGGUUUUGCCUCCGGCUUUUCUUCAUCUGGUACUGCUGCUUCAGCCCGCUUGUUCUCACCACUCCAUUCUGGAACAAGGUUUGAUAUGCACAAAAGGAGUCCCCUGUUGAGAGCUCCAAGAUUUACUCCAAGUGAGGCACACUCUAGAAUAUUUGAAUCUGUAACCUUGCCUAGUAAUCGAACUUCUGCUGGGGCAUCCUCUUCAGGAGUGGCUAAUAGAAAAAGGAAAAGAAAAGUGUUUAGUCCCAUUCGAUCUGAGCCAAGAUCGCCUUCUCACUCCAUGAGGACAAGAAGUGGAAGGCUUAGUACUUCUGAGCUGUCACCUCUCACUCCCCCAUCUUCUGUCUCUUCCUCAUUAAGCAUUUCUGUUAGUCCUCUCGCCACUAGUGCCUUAAACCCAACUUUUACUUUUCCUUCUCAUUCCCUAACUCAGUCUGGGGAAUCUUCAGAGAAAAAUCAGAGACCAAGGAAGCAGACUAGUGCUCCAGCAGAGCCAUUUUCAUCAAGUAGUCCUACUCCUCUCUUCCCUUGGUUCACCCCAGGCUCUCAGACUGAGAGGGUGAGAAAUAAAGACAAGGCCCCCGAGGAGCUGUCCAAAGAUCGAGAUGCUGACAAGAGCGUGGAGAAAGACAAGAGUAGAGAGAGAGACCGGGAGAGAGAAAAGGAGAAUAAGCGGGAGUCAAGGAAGGAAAAAAGGAAAAAGGGAGCAGAAAUUCAGAGUAGUUCUGCUUUGUAUCCUGUGGGUAGGGUUUCCAAAGAGAAGGUUGUUGGUGAAGAUGUUGCCACUUCAUCUUCUGCCAAAAAAUCAACAGGGCGGAAGAAGUCUUCAUCACUUGAUUCUGGGACUGAUACUGCUUCUGUGACUCUUGGGGAUGCAACAGCUGUCAAAACCAAAAUACUUAUAAAGAAAGGGAGAGGAAACCUGGAAAAAAACAACCUGGACCUCGGCCCAACUGCCCCAUCCCUGGAGAAGGAGAAAACCCUCUGCCUUUCCACUCCUUCAUCUAGCACUGUUAAACAUUCCACUUCCUCCAUAGGCUCCAUGUUGGCUCAGGCAGACAAGCUUCCAAUGACUGACAAGAGGGUUGCCAGCCUCCUAAAAAAGGCCAAAGCCCAGCUCUGCAAGAUUGAGAAGAGUAAGAGUCUUAAACAAGCUGACCAGCCCAAAGCACAGGGUCAAGAAAGUGAUUCAUCUGAGACCUCUGUGCGAGGACCCCGGAUUAAACAUGUCUGCAGAAGAGCUGCUGUUGCCCUUGGCCGAAAACGAGCUGUAUUUCCUGAUGACAUGCCCACCUUGAGUGCCUUACCAUGGGAAGAACGAGAAAAGAUUUUGUCUUCCAUGGGGAAUGAUGACAAGUCAUCAAUUGCUGGCUCAGAAGAUGCUGAACCUCUUGCUCCACCCAUCAAACCCAUUAAACCUGUCACCAGAAAUAAGGCACCUCAGGAACCUCCAGUAAAGAAAGGACGCCGAUCAAGGCGUUGUGGGCAAUGCCCUGGCUGCCAGGUGCCUGAGGACUGUGGUGUUUGCACUAAUUGCUUAGACAAGCCCAAAUUUGGUGGCCGCAACAUCAAGAAACAGUGCUGCAAGAUGAGAAAAUGCCAGAAUUUACAAUGGAUGCCUUCCAAAGCCUACCUUCAGAAACAAGCUAAAGCUGUGAAAAAGAAAGAGAAAAAGUCUAAGACCAGUGAAAAGAAAGAGAACAAAGAAAGCACUGUUGUGAAGAAUGUGGUAGACUCUAGUCAGAAACCUGCCUCUUCAGCACGGGAGGAUCCUGUCCCAAAGAAGAAUAGCAGUGAGCCUGCACCCCGGAAGCCAGUGGAGGAAAAGAGUGAAGAAGGGGGCAACAUGUCUGUCCCUGCACCUGAACCCAAACAAGCCACCACUCCAGCUUCCAGGAAGUCCAGCAAGCAGGCCUCCCAGCCAGCACCGGUCAUCCCCCCUCAGCCACCUAGCACAGCACCAACAAGGAAAGAAGUUCCUAAGUCCACUCCAGGUGAACCCAAGAAAAAGCAGCCUCCACCACCAGAAUCAGGUCCUGAGCAAAGCAAGCAGAAAAAAGUGGCUCCCCGCCCAAGUAUCCCUGUAAAACCAAAACCAAAAGAAAAGGAGAAACCACCUCCAGUCAGUAAGCAAGAGAACGCAGGCACUUUGAACAUUCUCAGCACUCUGUCCAAUGGCAAUAGUUCUAAGCAGAAAAUCCCAGCGGAUGGAGUCCACAGGAUCAGAGUGGACUUUAAGGAAGAUUGUGAAGCAGAAAAUGUGUGGGAGAUGGGAGGCUUAGGAAUCUUGACCUCUAUUCCUAUAACACCCAGAGUAGUUUGCUUUCUCUGUGCCAGCAGUGGGCAUGUAGAGUUUGUGUAUUGCCAAGUGUGUUGUGAACCCUUCCACAAGUUUUGUUUAGAGGAGAAUGAGCGCCCUCUGGAGGACCAGCUGGAAAAUUGGUGUUGUCGUCGCUGCAAAUUCUGUCAUGUUUGUGGAAGGCAGCAUCAGGCUACAAAGCAGUUGCUGGAGUGUAAUAAGUGCCGAAACAGCUAUCACCCUGAGUGCCUGGGACCAAACUACCCCACCAAACCCACAAAGAAAAAGAAAGUUUGGAUCUGUACCAAGUGUGUUCGCUGCAAGAGCUGUGGAUCCACAACUCCAGGCAAAGGGUGGGAUGCACAGUGGUCUCAUGAUUUUUCACUGUGCCAUGAUUGUGCCAAACUCUUUGCUAAAGGAAACUUCUGCCCUCUCUGUGACAAAUGUUAUGACGAUGAUGACUAUGAGAGCAAGAUGAUGCAGUGUGGGAAAUGUGAUCGCUGGGUCCAUUCCAAAUGUGAGAAUCUUUCAGGUACAGAAGAUGAAAUGUAUGAGAUUCUAUCUAAUCUGCCAGAAAGUGUGGCCUACACUUGCGUGAACUGUACUGACCGCCACCCUGCAGAGUGGCGACUGGCCCUUGAGAAAGAACUACAGAGUUCUCUGAAGCAAGUUCUGACAGCCUUGUUGAAUUCUCGGACUACCAGUCACUUGCUGCGCUACCGUCAGGCUGCCAAGCCUCCAGACUUAAACCCUGAGACAGAGGAGAGCAUACCUUCCCGGAGCUCCCCAGAAGGACCUGAUCCUCCAAUUCUUACUGAGGUCAGCAAGCAGGAUGACCAACAGCCUUUAGAUCUGGAAGGAGUCAAGAGGAAAAUGGACCAGGGGAAUUACCUAUCUGUGUUGGAGUUCAGUGAUGAUAUUGUGAAGAUCAUUCAAGCAGCCAUUAAUUCAGAUGGAGGGCAGCCAGAGAUUAAAAAAGCCAAUAGCAUGGUCAAGUCCUUCUUUAUUCGGCAAAUGGAACGAGUUUUUCCAUGGUUCAGUGUCAAGAAGUCUCGGUUUUGGGAGCCGAAUAAAGUAUCAAGCAACAGUGGGAUGUUACCAAACGCAGUGCUUCCACCUUCACUUGACCAUAAUUAUGCUCAGUGGCAGGAGCGAGAGGAAAACAGUCAUACUGAGCAGCCUCCUUUAAUGAAGAAAAUUAUUCCAGCUCCCAAACCCAAAGGGCCUGGAGAACCAGACUCACCGACUCCUCUGCAUCCUCCUACACCACCAAUCUUGAGUACUGAUAGGAGUCGAGAAGACAGUCCAGAGCUGAACCCACCCCCAGGCAUAGAAGAUAAUAGACAGUGUGCAUUAUGUUUGAUGUAUGGGGAUGACAGUGCUAAUGAUGCUGGUCGCUUAUUGUACAUUGGUCAAAAUGAGUGGACGCACGUAAAUUGUGCUUUGUGGUCAGCAGAAGUGUUUGAAGAUGAUGAUGGAUCACUAAAGAACGUGCAUAUGGCUGUGAUCAGGGGCAAGCAGUUGAGAUGUGAAUUCUGCCAAAAGCCAGGAGCCACUGUGGGUUGCUGCCUCACAUCCUGUACCAGUAACUAUCAUUUCAUGUGUUCCCGGGCCAAGAACUGUGUCUUUCUGGAUGAUAAAAAAGUGUAUUGCCAACGACAUCGGGAUUUGAUCAAAGGCGAAGUGGUUCCUGAGAAUGGAUUUGAAGUUUUUAGAAGAGUGUUUGUAGACUUUGAAGGAAUCAGCUUGAGAAGGAAGUUCCUCAAUGGCUUGGAACCAGAAAAUAUUCACAUGAUGAUUGGAUCCAUGACAAUCGACUGCUUAGGGAUUCUGAAUGAUCUUUCUGACUGUGAAGAUAAGCUCUUUCCUAUUGGAUAUCAGUGUUCCAGGGUAUACUGGAGCACCACAGAUGCACGCAAGCGUUGUGUGUACACAUGCAAGAUAGUGGAGUGCCGUCCUCCAGUUGUAGAGCCAGAUAUCAACAGCACUGUGGAACACGAUGAAAAUAGGACCAUCGCCCAUAGUCCAUCAUCAUUUGCAGAGAGUUUAUCUAAAGAAAGUCAAAAUACAACUACAAUCCUAAGUCCUCCAUCGCCAGACCGACCUCCCCAUGCACAGACCUCAAGCUCCUGUUACUAUCAUGUCAUCUCAAAGGUCCCUAGGAUUCGAACCCCCAGCUACCCUCCUACCCAGCGAUCUCCUGGCUGUCGGCCAUUGCCUUCUGCAGGUAGCCCUACCCCAACCACUCAUGAAAUAGUCACAGUGGGUGAUCCUUUACUCUCCUCUGGACUACGAAGCAUUGGCUCCAGGCGUCAUAGUACUUCUUCCUUGUCACCUUUGCGGUCCAAGCUCCGCAUAAUGUCUCCAAUGAGAACUGGGACUGUUUGCUCUAGGAAUAAUGUUUCCUCAGUCUCUUCCCUUGGGACCCCCACAGAUCCUGAGUCAAAUGCCAAAGCAAUUGAUCAUGCCUUGGGGCUAUUGAAUUCAAGUGCAAAUCUGGGGCACAGCACUCCCACCUCUUCAGGUUUACAAAGGACAGUGGUCACUGUAGGCUCCAAAACCAGUCACUUGGAUGGAGCUUCAUCUUCAGAAACAAAGCACCCUAGUGCUGCAGACUCGGCAUCUAAGAGCUCCUCUUUGAAGGGAGAGAAGACCAAAAUGCUGACUUCCAAGAGUUCAGAGGGGUCCUCACAUAACAUGGUUUAUCCCGGAAUUCCUAAACUGGCAACACAGGUACACAACACAACCUCUGGAGAAUUAAAUAUUAGUAAAAUUGGCACAUUUCCUGAAUCCUCCCCAGUGCCAUUUUCUUCUAAAGAGGCCCUCUCCUUUCCACAGCUCCAUUUGAGAGGGCAAAGGAAUGAUCGAGACCAACACACAGAUUCUACCCAAACAGCACACCCCUCUCCAGAUGAAGGUACUGAAGUGAAAACCUUGAAGCUUCCUGGAGGAAACAGUCGAUCAUCCAUUAGUGAGCACAUGGGGUCUAGCUCUAGAGACAAGAGACAGAAAGGGAAAAAAUCUUCGAAAGAAACUUUCAAAGAAAAACAUUCCAGUAAAUCGUUUCUGGAACCUGGUCAGGUAACAACUGGUGAAGAAGGAAGACUAAAGCCAGAGUUUGUUGAUGAUGUUUUGACUCCUGGGUUUUUGGGGCAACGGCCAUGUAAUAAUAAUGUUUCUUCUGAUAAAAUUGGGGAUAAAAUCCUUUCUAUUUCAGGAGUCCCCAAAGCUCCACCCAUGCAAUUAGAAGGAACUUCCAAGGAAUUGCAGGCACCCCGGAAAUGCUCAGUUAAAGUAACACCUCUAAAAAUGGAAAGUGAGAGUCAGUCCAAAAACACUCUAAAAGAAAGUGGUCCUGACUCUCCUGUACAAGCAGAGUCAGCAUCUCCCGCUGAACCAGCUUCAGCCUCCAGAAGCCCGGGAGAUGGACCAGUGGUUCAACCAAGCCCCAACAAUACCUCAUCCCAGGAUUCUCAAAGUAACAGCUAUCAGAAUCUUCCAGAUCAGGACAGAAACCUGAUGCUUCCAGAUGGCCCCAAACCUCAGGAGGAUGGCUCUUUUAAGAGGAGAUAUCCCCGUCGGAGUGCCCGUGCACGCUCUAACAUGUUCUUCGGGCUCACCCCACUCUAUGGAGUCAGGUCCUAUGGUGAACAAGACAUUCCGUUCUACAGCAGCUCCACUGGGAAGAAGCGCGGCAAGAGGUCAGCAGAAGGACAGGUGGACGGAGCUGAUGACUUGAGCACUUCAGAUGAAGAUGACUUGUAUUAUUACAACUUUAGUAGGACAGUCAUUUCUUCAAGUGCAGAGGAGCGCCUGGCAUCUCACAACUUGUUUCGGGAGGAGGAACAGUGUGAUCUUCCAAAAAUUUCGCAGUUGGAUGGUGUUGAUGAUGGGACAGAGAGUGAUACUAGUGUCACAGCCACAACCCGGAAAAGUAGCCAGAUUCCAAAAAGAAGUAGCAAAGAAAAUGGCACAGAAAACUUAAAGAUUGAUCGACCUGAAGAUGCCGGAGAAAAAGAACAUGUCAUUAAAAGUUCUGUUGGUCACAAAAAUGAGCCAAAACUGGACAACUGCCAUUCUGUAAGCAGGGUAAAAACACAGGGACAGGAUUCCUUGGAAGCUCAGCUCAGCUCCUUGGAGUCAAGCCGCAGAGUCCACACAAGUACCCCUUCAGAUAAAAACUUACUAGACACCUACAAUACGGAACUCCUGAAAUCAGAUUCUGACAAUAACAAUAGUGAUGACUGUGGGAAUAUCUUGCCUUCCGACAUUAUGGACUUUGUACUAAAGAAUACUCCAUCUAUGCAGGCUUUGGGUGAGAGCCCAGAGUCGUCGUCCUCAGAACUCCUGAAUCUUGGGGAAGGACUGGGUCUUGAUAGCAAUCGUGAAAAAGACAUGGGCCUUUUUGAAGUGUUUUCUCAGCAGCUGCCAACAACAGAACCCGUGGACAGUAGUGUCUCUUCCUCUAUCUCAGCAGAGGAGCAGUUUGAGUUGCCUCUAGAGCUUCCAUCUGAUCUCUCUGUCUUGACCACCCGCAGCCCCACUGUCCCUAGCCAGAAUCCCAGCAGACUGGCUGUAAUCUCAGAUUCAGGGGAGAAGCGAGUAACCAUCACAGAAAAAUCUGUAGCUGCUACUGAAGGUGACCCAGCCCUGCUGAGUCCAGGAGUAGAUCCUACUCCUGAAGGCCACAUAACUCCUGAUCACUUUAUCCAAGGGCACAUGGAUGCGGAUCAUAUCUCCAGCCCUCCUUGUGGCUCAGUGGAGCAAGGUCAUGGCAACAAUCAGGAUUUAACUCGAAACAGUAGCACCCCAGGCCUUCAGGUACCUGUUUCCCCUACUGUUCCCAUCCAGAACCAGAAGUAUGUGUCCAAUUCUACUGAUAGCCCUGGCCCAUCUCAGAUUUCUAAUGCAGCUGUCCAGACCACUCCACCCCACCUGAAACCAGCCACUGAGAAACUCAUUGUUGUGAACCAGAACAUGCAGCCACUGUAUGUUCUCCAAACUCUUCCAAAUGGAGUGACCCAAAAAAUCCAGUUGACCUCUCCUGUUAGUUCUUCACCCAGUGUGAUGGAGACAAAUCCUUCAGUAUUAGGGCCCAUGAGGAGUGGCCUUACCCUAGCCACAGGACUAAAUCCAAGCUUGCCAGCAUCUCAAUCCCUGUUCCCUCCUGCUAGCAAAGGGUUGCUCUCCAUGCCUCAUCACCAGCACUUACAUUCCUUCCCUGCAGCUACUCAGAGUAGCUUCCCAUCCAACAUCAGCAGUCCUCCUUCAGGCCUACUUAUUGGGGUUCAGCCUCCAGAUCCCCAGCUUUUGGGUUCAGAAGCCAGUCAGAGGACAGACCUCAGUACUGCAGUAACCCCUCCAUCCUCUGGACUCAAGAAAAGACCCAUAUCUCGUCUACAUUCUCGAAAGAAUAAAAAACUUGCUCCCUCUAGUACCCCUUCAAACAUUGCCCCUUCAGAUGUGGUUUCUAAUAUGACCUUGAUUAAUUUCACACCCUCCCAGCUCUCAAAUCAUCCCAAUCUGUUAGAUUUGGGGUCACUUAAUGCAUCAUCUCACCGAACUGUCCCCAACAUCAUAAAAAGAUCUAAAUCUGGCAUCAUGUAUUUUGAACAGGCACCCCUGUUACCGCAGAGUGUGGGUGGAACUGCUGCCACAGCGGCGGCCACGUCACUAAGCCAGGAUACUAGCCACCUCCCAUCAGGGCCCGUGUCUGGCUUAGCAUCCAGUUCCUCUGUCUUGAAUGUAGUAUCCAUGCAAACUACAACAGCCCCUACGAGUAGCACGUCAGUUCCAGGACAUGUAACUUUAACAAACCCAAGGUUGCUUGGGACCCCAGAUAUUGGCUCAAUAAGCAACCUUCUAAUCAAAGCCAGCCAGCAGAGCCUGGGCAUUCAGGACCAGCCUGUGGCUUUACCACCAAGUUCGGGGAUUUUCCCACAACUGGGAACAUCACAGACUUCUGCUGCUGUUGCAAUGACAGCAGCAUCUAGCAUCUGUGUGCUCCCCUCUUCUCAGACAGCUAGCAUGACUGCUGCAUCGCCUGGGGAAGCAGAAGAGCACUAUAAGUUGCAACACGUGAACCAGAUCCUUGCUGGCAAAACGGGGGUCCUGUCUUCACAGCGGGAUCUUGACUCUGCUUCGGGGACCCAGACAUCGAACUUCACUCAGACAGCAGAAGCUCCUAAUAGUGUGGGCCUAGAGCAGAACAAGGCUUUACCCUCAGCUGUGCCAGCCAGCUCAGCCUCUCCAGGGAGCUCUCCAUCCUCUGGACAUCAGUCAACUAGCUCCUCAGUGCCAGCGUCCACUAAACUCAAACCCAAAAUCAAACGGAUUCAGCUGCCUCUAGACAAAGGGAAUGGUAAGAAGCACAAGGGUUCCCAUUUACGGACCAGUUCUUCUGAAGCACACAUUCCAGACCAAGAAGCCGACACGGCAUCCCAGCCCUCAGACGCAGGGACUCCGGCAGCAGAGACUGAGCAGCACAACCCAGCUAAUGUGGAUCAGCCUCCACAGCAGGAGUGUGGGCAGCCUGCAGGACAAGUGGCUACACUUCCAGAGGUUCAGGCAACACAGAAUCCAGUCAAUGAGCAAGAAAAUUCAGAACCGAAAGCAGUGGAAGAAGAAGAAAGUAAUUUCAGCUCUCCACUGAUGCUUUGGCUCCAGCAAGAACAAAAGCGGAAAGAAAGCAUUGCUGAGAAAAAGCCCAAGAAAGGACUUGUUUUUGAAAUUUCAAGCGAUGAUGGUUUUCAGAUCUGUGCAGAAAGUAUUGAAGAUGCCUGGAAGUCAUUGACAGAUAAAGUCCAGGAAGCCCGAUCAAAUGCCCGUCUGAAGCAGCUCUCGUUUGCAGGUGUUAAUGGUUUGAGGAUGCUAGGAAUUCUCCAUGAUGCUGUUGUGUUCCUGAUUGAGCAGCUAUCUGGUGCCAAGCACUGUCGGAAUUACAAAUUCCGUUUCCACAAACCCGAGGAGGCCAAUGAACCCCCCUUGAACCCUCACGGCUCAGCCAGGGCUGAAGUCCACUUGAGGAAGUCAGCAUUUGACAUGUUUAACUUCCUAGCUUCUAAACAUCGACAGCCUCCUGAAUACAAUCCCAAUGAUGAGGAAGAGGAAGAGGUACAGCUGAAGUCUGCUCGAAGGGCGACUAGCAUGGAUCUGCCAAUGCCCAUGCGUUUCCGGCACCUAAAGAAGACUUCUAAGGAGGCGGUUGGUGUCUACAGGUCUCCCAUCCAUGGUCGAGGUCUUUUCUGUAAGAGAAACAUCGAUGCAGGUGAAAUGGUGAUUGAGUAUGCCGGCAACGUUAUUCGAUCCAUCCAGACUGACAAGCGGGAAAAGUACUAUGACAGUAAAGGUAUUGGUUGCUACAUGUUCCGAAUUGAUGACUCAGAGGUAGUAGAUGCUACCAUGCAUGGCAAUGCUGCACGCUUCAUCAAUCACUCGUGUGAGCCCAACUGCUACUCUCGGGUCAUCAACAUUGAUGGGCAGAAGCACAUUGUCAUCUUUGCCAUGCGCAAGAUCUACCGAGGAGAGGAACUCACCUAUGACUAUAAGUUUCCCAUUGAGGACGCCAGCAACAAGCUGCCUUGUAACUGUGGCGCCAAGAAAUGCCGGAAGUUCCUGAACUAAAGCUGCUCAUCUUCCCCUGUGUUGAAGUACCAGGACCUAGGACUAGCCAAAGCAGUGCUGAAGACCUCCCAGCAGCUAGAGCUCCAGCAUUGAGCAGGCAGUUGAGGGUCCUCUGUGAUGGCUUAGCACCCUAGUGUCCCACAUUCAUAUCAUACAUGUGAUCGUAGUCGGAGAGAGACAAGUCUAAAGAAAAAACCCAUGAUUGGCUUUCUCCUGGGCCUCUCUGAGUGUUGUUAAAACAUGGAAAAUGGGUUCCUGGGAGAUUUGUCUGGAAGGAGGUUGCUUACAUUGGGAGAUAGGGCCUGAGCAUGUCCUCAGAGAGCAGUUGUCAUCCUCACCUCAGUCCUCUCCCAAGCCCUAAAAAUGAGGGGUCAGAGAAGACCCUAGAUAUGGGCUAGUUGGAUACUUGGCUAGUUUGCCAGCCAGGCCUCACCUAUGGCAUCUGUUGAACAAACAGAGGUCUGGUGAUUUUCCCCUACUAUCCUCCCACUUAAGAGUUCACUUCCAGUUGGGCAACAGGUUUCCUAGCACCUCUGUGUCGAAAGGCUGUCUUGGGGAUUGUGCCAAUUAAUUACCAAACAUUGAGCCUAUGGCUGUAAGUGGGAGUGUUACCCUGUGAGCCUUAUUGCAGCCAGUUACCUUUCUUGAUAAUAGGAGCGGUUUCCCUCUUUUUCCUUUCCCUUGUCCUGCAUCCCACUGCUUUCCCAUUUUUCUUUCUGGGUGGUAGGGGAGCUUGCUUCUCCACUCAAGGACACUCCCUAUUGGUCAUAGGAUGUGCCUAUAAAAAGUCCCCUGAACCUGUAAGUACUCCAGGUGGGGAAGUGGUCAGGAGCCAUUGGCCAUAACCAGACAGAAUUUGGAGAUUCCAUAAAGCUCUGUUGAGAGUUUUAAAGAAAUAGAUGUAGCAUGAUUAUUUUUAGAAGCGCCUAAAAAUUGUUUAAGUAGGACUUGAGUCAUACAACAACCAGAAUAACCCUUGGACCCCAUUCCUAAGACAUGGUUACUUUAUUUUCCCUUUGUUAAGGCAUAGGAAGAUGUAAUUUUUAAAUGGUCAGUGUCCAGUUGAAGGCAGAACACUAAUCAGAUUUCAAGGCCCAAAACUGGGAGACUAGACCACUUGUGUUGAGGGACCUCUGCCACCUAUGCGCAAUCCACGGCUGAAGCAGAUGAAAUGACACUACUGCCCAGGUGACUCCUUAGGACGCGGUCAAACAGCAUCAGAUGUUUCUUUCUUCCCCCGAGACAGUGUCUUGAGCCUGUUAUAUUAAGUCAUUGGAUUUUACUCUGUUCUGUUUACAGUUUACUAUUUAAGGUUUUAUAAAUGUAAAUAUAUUUUGUAUAUUUUUCUAUGAGAAGCACUUCAUAGGGAGAAGCACUUAUGACAAGGCUAUUUUUUAAACUGCGGUAUUAUCCUAAUUUAAAAGAAGAUCGGUUUUUAAUAAUUUUUUAUUUUCAUAGGAUGAAGUUAGAGAAAAUAUUCAGCUGUUCACACAAAGUCUGGUUUUUUUCCUGCCCAAUUUCCCCCUGAAAGGUGUACUUUUUGUUGUUUCCUAUGUAGCUUGUUUGUGCCCUGUUGACAUAGAUGUUUCCUGGGUCUGCCCUUUACAGUAAUGGAGAAGGAAGAUCACCUGGCUCCUUCCCCAUGGAAGCUCCACAAAAGGCUACAGUAGCACCUUGACACGCCAGUUUCUUCUCUUUUCCGCACGGGCCCUUUCCCUCUGGAACUCGUUCCAGAGCAGUGAGCCGUGGCACUCUUAUGUUCCCUUGCCUUCCUCUUCACAGUUAGCAACAAGUUCAGUGGUAACUUGACAGUUUCCAUCACCAUCUGCCUCAUAGGUCCCUUCCUUUCCUUUCCCUCUGCCCACCAAGUCCUCAUACCUGCAGAGAACCCACUGACCACCUCGUGCCCUCUUCGAGGGCAGCCUCUCGAAACUGAAGCACAGUCUGACCACUCACGAUCAAGCAGAUCUCUGCGCCGGCCACGAGGUUUCAGAGUAGUGUAGUCCAAGUAGAGGGUCGGGCGCCCUUCUCUCGCCACACAAGCCCAUUCCUUUGGAAGUCUAGCAAAGCAAUACAACACAGCCCAGCACUCUCUGCCCCAGGACUCAUGGCUCUGCUAUGCCUUCCAUCUUGGGCUCCCUUUUCUUCUGUGACCUUAAGAACUUUGUCUGGUGGCUUUGCUGGAACAUUGUCACUGUUUCCACUGUCAUGCAGGGAGCCCAGCACUGUGGCCAGAAUGGCAGAGACUUCCUCGUCAUCAUGGAGAAGUGCCAGCAGGGGACUGGGGAAAGCACUCUACCCAGACCUCACCUCCCAUUCUCCUUUUGCCCAUGAACAAGAUGCAGUGGCCCAAGGGGUUCCACUAGUGUCUGGUUUCCUUUCUUAUUGCACUGUGUGAGGUUUUUUUGUAAAUCCUUGUAUUCCUAUUUUUUUUAUGAAAAAAAAAAAACUUAAGCUGCAUUUGUUACUGAAAUGAUUAAUGCACUGAUGGGUCACGAAUUCACCUUGAGAGAGACCCAAAGGCCAGUCAGAGGGUGGGGGAAACUCAGCUGAAUAGACCUAGUUACUGCCCUGCUAGGCCAUGCUGUACUGUGAGCCCCCUCCUCAACCUCUUUCUAUAACCCCAAACCCUGAGGACAGGGGAGGAUCCCACCUUUCCUUCUCCUGCCAGCUGCAGAUGGUUUGCCUUGCCUUUCCACCCUAACUGUUAACCAUAGAAAUGAGAAACCCCCCCUUUCAGCUCAGACUUGAGUCCAUUGCCAAAAUUCAGCAUACCUGCCAGCAACUUGGGGGAUAAGUCAGGGUCUCCCUGCAAAAUGGAAAGAAGGCAAAAAAUGGCGUAGCUGUCUCCAAAACAUGUCUGACUUCAUUUUGAAAGUGAUCAAGAGAACUCUGCACAAAAGUGCAGGCUGAGGAAUUAUGGUGGGUCAUUCCCAAGAAUCCCCCAAGGGGCAUCCCAAAUCCCAAGGAGUGACAGCUGCAAACCUUGUCAGUUCUCGGUGAGAGCCAGCUCACUUACCGCUUUGCUGCUAGAACCUGUUGUGGCUGCAUUUCCUGGUGGCCAGUCACAACUGUAUAACCAGAAUUAGCUGCAUGGCGCUGACAUUUAGGCCGGAACCUGGUCCCUGGGCUCCCUCCAUUGCUGCCCACCGUGUCCAGCACAAUCCCUCGUCUCUUCUUAGACUGAUAACAAUUAAGAGGGAAGCCCUGGCAGCUCUUGUUUUCAACUCCUCUGCCAGGACCCAGCCCACCAUCCUAUCCUGUUCACCUUUGUCAAACCCCGGCCAACCCAGUGAGCACCAUGCAGCAAUCUUGAUUAAAAAAAAAAGAAAAAUUUUAAAAAAAAAUUAAAAAUGCAACAUAAAAACAAAAAAAAUUAA